Molecule: messenger RNA, 5607 nt
Organism: Oncorhynchus nerka (sockeye salmon)
Lineage: Eukaryota; Metazoa; Chordata; Actinopteri; Salmoniformes; Salmonidae
Product: SRC kinase signaling inhibitor 1-like
Biological process (GO): regulation of dendritic spine morphogenesis
Cellular component (GO): actin cytoskeleton; cytoplasm; postsynaptic density
Source: RefSeq, a predicted model, not a curated record
AUGUUUCUUCUUUUAGCCAACGCUGGGGCCUGCUAUCCAAAACAAGAUCCCUCAGAGCGUGGUGGCGGUCACAUGAUCUCGACGGAUGACCUUGAGUACCCGCGGGAGUACCGGACGCUGGGGAACGGGACGCGGCGUUUCUCCAACGUGGGUCUGGUGCACACCUCGGAGCACCGCCACACGGUCAUCGCAGCCCAGAGCCUGGAGGCCCUUACCAACCUGCACAAGGUGGACAUGGAGCGCAAGAGGGACGCCUUCAUGGACCACCUGAAGAACAAGUACCCGCCCCAGCUGCAGCACCCCGGGCAUCAGCACCACAACCCCCCCUCGCCCUCACCCUCCCACGGCAGCAUGAGGCAGCCUGACAGAGAGCGAGCCGCUCGCGAACAGCAACAACCCAACUACUGGAGCUUUAAGAGUCGUAGCCCGCGUCACUCCCAGUCCACCCAGUCUGGGCUAGCUGAGCAGGCUGCUAAACUGUCCUUUGCCUCGGCUGAGUCUCUGGCUGAGACCAUGUCUGAGGCUGACAUCCCCCUGGGGUUCAGCCGAACCAACCGCUUCCGCCAGAGUCUGCCCCUGUCCCGCUCAGCCAGCCAGAACAAGCUGCGCUCCCCAGGCGUGCUGUUCCUGCAGUUUGGGGAUGAGACUCGGCGGGUGCACAUCACCCACGAGCUGAGCAGCCUGGACACGCUGCAUGCCCUCAUCGUGCACAUGUUCCCCCAGAAGCUGACGGCAGGGAUGCUCAAGUCCUCCAACACGGCCAUCCUGAUCAAGGACGAGGCGCGCAACGUCUUCUACGAGCUGGAGGACAUCCGGGACAUCCAGGACCGCAGCAUCAUCAAGAUCUACCGCAAGGAGCCCAUCUACGCCUCCUACCCCGCCACACACCUGGUCAACGGGGACCUGAGGAGGGAUCUGGUGUACACAUCCCGAGAGUCCUCCCCCACCCGCCGCCUCAACACCCUGCCAUCCUCCUCCGCCUCGCCCCCCUCCGGCUCCCCAGCCCGCUCCCGUCUGUCCUACAGUGGGGGUCGGCCUCCCUCCUUUGCCGGGCCGGGCAGUCACCCCCAGCUCCAACAACACUCCCAGCACCAGCAGCACCCCCAGCAGCACCAGCCCCAGCACUCCCACCACGGGGGCCACAACACCGGCCUGUCCUCCUCCCCUAGCGCCAUCCUGGAGCGCCGUGACGUCAAGCCCGACGAGGAGGUUUCUGGGAAGAACCUUAUGCUGGUAAAGGAGGGGCUGUACGCCGACCCCUACAGCCUGGUACACGAGGGCCGCCUCAGCAUCGCCUCCACACAGUCGCUGGCCGCCAUUGGAGACCCCUUUGGCUUCCCCGUGUCCGGUGGGCUGUACCGCCGCGGCUCUGUGCGCUCCCUCAGCACCUACUCUGCUGCCGCCCUGCAGGGGGAGCUGGAGGACGCCCUGUACAAGCCUGGAGGUCCCCUCUACUCCGACUCCUACUCCUCAGCCACACUGGGUAUGGGCUUCCGCAUGCCCCCCUCCUCCCCACAGAAGAUCCCUGAUAUGCAGCUGAGGGACAGGGGGGACUCGUACUCUAGCUCCCCCAGCCGAGCCUCCCCGGUCAGGCAGAACUUCCGCAAGGACUCAGCCUCCUCUUCCGUGUUUGUGGAGAGCCCCAAGUCCAGGCCCAGCUCCAGCUCUGACCCUCUGGCCCUGCAGGCCGGGCCGGGAGGGGACGGGAGCAGGUUUGCGCCCGGAUACAGCUCCCCACUCCAUGGAGAGACUUCUGAGUCCAGGGACCGUGCGGACCGUCUGGACCGUAUGGAGGCCAUGGAGAAACAGAUAGCCAGUCUGACAGGCCUGGUUCAGAGUGUACUGACCAAAGCACCCGACAGUGACACCACAUGCGGCCUACUGCGUCUCUGCAUGAUGGCGGGCUGCCCUCCGGACCAGGGCUCGGAGUUCUCACGGCCCUUCCCUUUCUCUUCCAGCGAGAAGACCGAAUCCAACAGCGACGGCUCCGCCACUGGAACUGGGCGGCUGAAGCGGAAAGCUCUGACGCCGUCGGCCCCGCUGGCUCUGAUGCCCCCCCCUCCCACCGGAGACAGCCAGGUCACCACCGUCACCCGGCUGCAGAUGCAGCUUCACCUCCACGACCUGCAGCAGAACGCCACCGACCUGCGCAAACAACUCUCCCAGCUCCGCAAGAUGCAGCUCCAGAACCAGGACAGUGUGAAGACGCUGCUGAAAAGAACGGAGAAGGAGCUGAAAGUGCGUGUGAGUGACGCUCUGAGGAAGCAGGAGGACCCUCUGCAGCGACAGCGCCUCCUGGUGGAAGAGGAGAGACUCAAAUACCUCAACGAGGAGGAGUUUAUCAUCCAGCAGCUCCAUGACCUGGAGAAGUCCGUGGAGGAUAUCCAGAAGGGUUCGUCUGUCAAUCACAAACUGGUGACGGUUCAGGAGCUGGAGGAGAAGGCCUCACUUCUGAGGAAACUAGGAGAGACACUCACAGAGCUCAAGAACCAGUUCCCCAGUCUGCAGAGUAAGAUGCGGGUGGUGUUGAGGGUGGAGGUGGAAGCCGUCAAGUUCCUGAAGGAGGAGCCACACAGACUGGACGCCCUGCUGAAACGCUGCAAGAGCGUCACUGACACACUGACCACUAUGCGCAGGCAAGUGAAAGAGGGUGUAUGGAAGAAGCAGGAGGACUUCCCCAAGCACAGCAGUGAGGACUUCCGUAAGAGUUCUGACUUUGACAAGCCCACCAGCCCCCCUCUCAACCUCAGUGACCUGAGGGGCGGCAGCAGCCUGUCUAACUGGAGCCCCCACUCCAGCCACAGUCACGGUCAUGGACACAGCCACCCCUCCUCUGGCCCUCACAGGGACACUCAUCCCCCUGUGCCUCACAAGGGCCGGGCCCUGGAAGAGCUGGCCAACCGCGCUGCCGCUGAUAAGGCUGUGUCUGUGGAGGUUCGACUGGCAGCAGAGCGGGACUGGGAGGAGAAGCGGGCCAGUCUGACCCAGUACAGUGCUCAAGACAUCAACCGUCUGCUGGAGGAGACCCAGGCUGAGCUGAUGAAGGCCAUCCCAGACCUGGACUUUGCCGCCAAGCAGAUCAACAAGCCCUCCUCCAACACACCCUCCCAGUCUCAGAUCACCCAGAGUGGGGGAGGGACCCCAGAUCACCGCCCUACCAAGCCCCAGCACGCCACACACAAGCUCUCGGGGAAGGAACCUGGCUCCAGACGUGGUUCUGAUGCAGAGCAGUUGACAGUGACUCGCUAUCGUACAGAGAAGCCCUCGAAGUCGCCCCCUCCCCCACCACCUCGACGCAGCUUCCCAUCAUCCCCGGCUGGACUGAUCACCCGCAGCGGAGAGACCCUUAUCCCCGGCAAGAGCAUGAAGUCGGAGGCGGAGGAGGCAGAAGCACAGAAGCCCCAUGUGAAGCUGCGACGGACGGUGUCUGAAAACCCGCGUCCUGCGUCCACCCCUCCCACCAUCGCCUCUGGAGACAAGGAGGAGGGAGAGGAGGACAUGAUCGCUGCUGAACUGGAGCUGUUUCAGAGAGCCCCCCUCAGGCUCAGCCACCCCCCUCCCCUGUCCCUGCCCAUUUCCCCCCGCAGCAGGACCAGCGUGCCCCCCUCCAGCCUCGACCUAUGGCCCCCAGGGGCCCUGUGCACCAAGGUAACACCCUCCCUGACCUCGCGAGGGCUUGUGUGGACUGCUAGUGCUCUCCACAGGGUCUCCUGUCAAACACAGCAGCUGGUCACCAGCACACAGAAUACUGUCUACCAGCUGUCUAGAGCAUCGUUGGACUGCUCUGGCCUACAGUGGAAGCAGGGCAGCUCAGAAUGCAUACUGGCAUCACACUCACAGGCACAGAGCACGGCCCUUCCUGGUCCGUCCUUCUCUCCUGUCCCCCGGAUCGUGCCGACAGAGUGCGUGUCAGUUUCACCCUCUCCCUCAGAAGGCUUUGUCAGAGACUUGACACAGGACCAUCAGAUGUCCCCAACAGUGAACCAGUCCCAGAGCCAGACUGCUCCUCCCCAGACAUCCCCCAAGAUCCAGGAGGUCUCUAAGGGGAAGGAUCCCGUCAGCCAGCCCCAGAGGAAGCUCUCUCGGCGGGGGGAGCUGAGAAUCCUGGAGUCCUUUGAGAAGGAGGAAGAGAGGGAGGAGAGAGAAGAGCUGUCCUUGGUGCUGACUGAGCUGGGGGUGAUGGUGAUGUCACCCUCGGAGGCUCAGAAGCUCAGCAGGACCUGGGGAGAGGCUCUACAGACACUCACCAUCCCACCUCAGCCUUCAGAGGGAAGCACUGAAACCCGUCUGUGUGGGGCUCCACUACUGGUAUUCUUCAAGAUUGUGACGGUCAGAGAGGCCUACAGGAAGCUGCAGUUACUGCUGGGCAGGGAGGAGGACACAGGGUCAUCCAAUGUGGUCCCCAAGCCUAGAGCAGGAUCUUCUCACAGCAGCCUGAGCAGCAGCCCCAGUACCCUGGGCUCCAGGAUAACUCUCUCCCCUGAGCAGCAGGACUCUCUGAGAGAGGUUCUGAGGAGAGGGGUGGAGACAGGGGCCAGGAACCUGACACUCCCUCACAGCACUGGAAUAAAGAGCAUUCUUGCCACCCUUCCGGAGCCCAGUCAGGACUCUGCAGAAGCAGCAGUGAAACCCAAUGGGUCUGCAGGUUGUGAGGAGAGCCAGGCCAGGGAAGAACAGGGACCGAACCCCUGGAAGCAGGGAGAGGACAUUAGGAGCAGCACCUACAGGAGGCUGGACAGCCUGGAUGAAACCAUCCGCGAGCUGGAGAACACCCUGCUGGAGCUCAGUGGCCACCCCACCACAGUGCACCUCUCCCCCGCCACUGACACUGCCUUGUCAGAGGCUCCAGACCCAGCCCAGAUGCCUGGCACCAGCACCCCAGAGACCAAGAAGCCCCUAGUCCCACCCAAGCCCAAACCCUCCUACACUCCUGCCACGAUGACCAAGGGAGGCAACAGCUCUUCAGCUGUGGGUAAAGGCCACUCCUCGGCUGCCUCCAGACUGAAGCACCUGCAGCAGAGCGGCACAGAGAAGACCAAAACUGGCAAGAGGGAAGACUUCCUCAAGGGCCAGCAGCAGUGAGUGAGGGACCAGCCUGUGCCCCGUGCCUGUCCUCUCCAGACUCCUCCUCAGCACCAACCACCUGACUACAGAGCUGCAUCUGACCCCCCAUCCCCUGCUACUCCUAGUCCAUGCCCUUAAGCUCCCCUCCCCUCUGUUGGCUUAUCAUGGGUAUUAGCCGUCUCUGACUCCUGUACCCUCUCAUGUCCUACAUUGACCCCACAAUGCACAAGAUAUCUACCACUCUCCCCUUGGUGUGUUUGUGUGUGUGUUCUGUAUGUUUGUGUGUGUGCAUGUCUGUGUGAAUGGAAGGGUGCUGUCAGGGACCACUACCAACUAAAGGACUGUUUCUCUUUUUCCCCCUGAAACCUUUACAAUUUUCCCCAAUUCUCCAUGUUCCUCCUCCUGUUCCUGGUCUGUCCCUGGGUCUGACCCGUAGGCCCAUGGGAACAGCAGCAGCAGUAUUGAGCCCCUCCUGUCAGGCACCAAAGCUGCCAGUUUCUCCGGCCGCCUGUCCUCCUCCAGUUCGGCCUCGACUGUGUUCGC